AUGUGCACGAACAAUAAACUAAAGUACGAGAUGCAAGGAACUUACAUAAAGCUUGAGAACUGGGCGUUGUUGUUGAUCAGCAGUAAAAAGUUGAUUGACAACGGCGAAGGAAGAUCAGUUGAUAAGAUGAAAAAGUCAACCACAAUUGAUACAUUCUUUAAAAGAAAGAAUGUUGAAGUUUCAACAUCUAAAGUCUCGUCAAAUCCAUCAGUGGAUGUAGAUCAUAACAAUUCAAAAAAUCGUCCAACAAAAUCUUUAAGACUUGACAUUAAAGAAGGGUUUGAUAUUAAUUCAUUAGAGCGUGAUCCAGGAAUACGCCUGCCAAUAUGGGAGUAUCCACCUGAGAAGCGUGACGAAGUUCGUAGAGCUUACAUUAAGGCUGGUCCGUAUCAGAUUAUACUCUCUAGCUAUCAAAAAUCAGAAGAAGCUCAUUCACGUUCUUUUCAGCCAUCUUGGUUUAAGUUAUUUCCAUCUUGGUUGGAAUAUUCUCCUAAAGUACAUGCUGCAUUUUGUCUACCAUGCUUUUUAUUUCACUCUAAAGAUGCACAUCCUAGAUUGGAUGCAUUUACUAUUAAUGGAUUUCGAUCAUGGAAAAAGGUGAGAGGAAAAAAUUGUGCAUUUUUAGCACAUAUCGGAGAAGAUAUAAAUUCACCUCAUAGAAAUGCUGAGAAAGCAGUUGCAGAUCUCAUGGACCAACCAACACAUAUUGGAAGAAGGUUUGCGAACUUCACAUCACAAGAAAUUGCUGACAAUAGACUUCGUUUGAAAACAUCAAUUGAGGGGAUUAGGUGGCUCGCAUUUCAAGCAUGCCCUUUUAGAGGUCACGAUGAAUCUAAAACUUCAAUUAAUCGGGGAAACUUUUUAGAGUUAUUGAGUUUCAUAACGUCCUACAAUGAUAAGGUAGCCGAAGUUUUGGAUAAAGCUCCACGAAAUGCCACAUAUACAUCACAAACAACGCAAAAACAAGUUUUACAUGUCUUGGGAGAUAAAGUGAGAAACGCGAUUCGUGAAGAAAUUGGUGAUGCAAAGUUUUCAGUAAUAGUUAAUGAAGCACAAGAGGAAUCUAAGAAAGAGCAAAUGUCAAUUGUUUUAAGAUUUGUUGAUAAAGAUGGUUAUGUGCAAGAACGUUUUUUCGGGCUUAUUCAUGUCAAAGACACUGCUGCUUUAACAUUAAAAGAAUGUAUUUUCUCUAUACUCUCUAAUUAUAGUCUUGAUGUUCAAUCUAUUCGUGGACAAGGUUAUGAUGGCGCAAGUAACAUGCGUGGACAAUGGAAUGGUUUGCAAGCAUUAAUUUUAAGUGAAUGUCCUUAUGCUUACUAUUUUCAUUGUUUUGCACAUCGUUUGCAAUUAGCAUUAGUUGCUGCAUCUAGAGAAGUUAUUCCAGUCCAUCAAUUUUUUACAAAGUUAAACUCCAUUGUUAAUAUUGUUGGUGCUUCAUGUAAGCGCAAUGACCAACUAAAAGCUGCUCAAGCUGCAAAUAUUGCUCAUUUACUUGAGAUUGAUGAACUAGAAAGUGGAAAAGGACUCAAUCAAAUUGGUUCUUUACAAAGGGCAGGUGAUACUCGUUGGAGUUCUCAUUUGAAAUCUAUUUCUAGUUUGAUAAAGAUGUUUAGUGCAACAUGUGAAGUUUUAUUGAAUAUUAUUGAAGAUGGCACUACUUUUGCUCAACGAGGAGAUGCAGAUGCAGCUUAUGAGUCAUUAACUUCUUUUGAAUUUGUUUUCAUUUUGCAUCUUAUGAAAAAAAUUCUAGAAAUUUCUAAUAUACUCUGUCAAGCUUUGCAACUUCAGUCUCAAGAUAUUUUAAAUGCAAUGCAUCUUGUUUCUUCUACAAAGACUCUCAUUCAGAAAUUGAGAGAAGAUGGAUGGGAUGAAUUAGUUGAUGAGGUGAAAUCUUUUUGUGAACUUGUUAAUAUACCUGUGCGAGAUUUUAAUGCUCAUUAUACUGCAAAACGAGGAAGAAGUUGUGGUCAACAAGAUGCAAUUACAGUGGAGCAUUAUUACAGAGUUGAUCUUUUCAAUGCAGUGAUAGACUUUCAACUACAAGAAUUAAACAAUAAAUUCAAUGAUAGCACAGUGGAGUUACUCAUUCUCAGUUCAGCUUUAGAUCCAAGAGAGAUGCACACAUCAUUUAGAAUUGAUGACAUUUGCAAGUUGGUACAAAAAUUUUACCCAAAAGAUUUUACAGAAUACGAGAUGGUACAAUUAAGGACGCAAUUUGAACAAAAUCAUAUACGAGAACUUCCUGAUUUUAAUGUUUUGGCAACCAUUUCUAAUUUAUUUUCUACAGCUACCACAGAACGAUCUUUUUCAGCUAUGAAUAUAGUAAAGACUACACUUCGCAACAAGAUGGAAGAUGAAUUUUUAAGUGAUUGUUUGCUCGUGUAUAUUGAAAGAGAAAUUGCCAAAAAAUUUAGUAUAGAUUCACUUAUCGAUGAUUUUCGUGAUAUGCAAGAAAGACGUUCUAACAAGAAAGAGGAAGAAAGAGAAUCAAAGGAAAGAGAUGAAAGAAUCUCUCCUUCUGUUAUUGAACAAUGUUACAGCAUUAUAUACAAGCAUAGCAGAGUAAAGGAAGCUAACAACUAA
Cannabis sativa is the source of this 2583-nucleotide messenger RNA. RefSeq lists its product as uncharacterized. Lineage: Eukaryota; Viridiplantae; Streptophyta; Magnoliopsida; Rosales; Cannabaceae. The record is from RefSeq and is a predicted model, not a curated record. The transcript is spliced from 5 exons. Gene Ontology annotation, molecular function: protein dimerization activity. Bases 1 to 2583 code for a protein of 860 amino acids.